Messenger RNA from Chlamydomonas reinhardtii, 5038 nucleotides. RefSeq lists its product as uncharacterized. Bases 238 to 4521 code for a protein of 1427 amino acids. NCBI's taxonomy places the organism in Eukaryota, Viridiplantae, Chlorophyta, Chlorophyceae, Chlamydomonadales, Chlamydomonadaceae. The transcript is spliced from 4 exons. The record is from RefSeq and is a predicted model, not a curated record.
GGGUCGGCACCGACACUCGCCGAGCUGCUCUCAGAGCUGCUCUGCCUCAAUUUCAGAUCGAUCACAAAAAGAUCCAACCUGCCCGUCUGUGGAGGCGGCUGUGGAGGGGCCGCGUAGGCAGCCGGCGAGCGUGAGCAGCAACGUCACCUCCCGGCCGGCGGCGCGACAAAGCCAGCGACACAGGCGGGCGCUGCUGCAGCGACGGCAGCCGUCGUCGCGUUUGGCCAUCACGUACACAUGGAGGUAGAGUGGCAGCACGAGGAGGCGGCCGCGGCAGCGGCCGCAGCGGCGGCGACAGCAGGAGCGGCGGCGGGUACGCAACCUGCGCCGCAGCAGUCUCCCGCGUCAGCACCAACAGCAUCAGCACUACCACCAGCAUCAGCAGCAGACAAGCUCGGCAGCGCAGCCGCCCCUGCUGCCGCCGCCGGCGCCGCCCCAUCGCCAUCAUCGCAUUCCCCGGCAUCGCGCGGCACACCGCCAGCAGCAGCAGCAGCAGCAGCAGCAGCUGCGGAUCCAGAGGCCAAGCCGCCGCCGCCCUCAGCCGCGGCGCCGCAGACGCCGCCGCACCGACCCAGCCCGCCACCUCCCACGUCUUCAUCCCCACCCUCACCCAGCCCUGGCACCGCCACCACCUCUGCCACCAACAACAGCAACAAUAACAAUAACAUCUUCGACAAAACCCAGCCGUUGCCGCAGCCGCCCACAGCCGCCCCCGCUUCCAGCAUGCGGCCGACGGCACCGCCGCCAAUCUCAACCACCGGCGGCGGCGGCGGCGGCUGCUCGGCGGCGGCGGCACUGCCUGCGGCGGCGCCGCAUGACGCCGCCCAGACGCACGGCGCUGGAGCUGUAGCAGGCGGCGGCGGCGCGGGAGUCGGCAGUAGCAGCAGCGGCAGUGGCGGUAACGGCGGCAGUAGCGGCGGCAGUAGCAGCUCGGCUGGCGGUGGCAGUGGCGGUGGCGGCGGCGGCGGUCCCACCACUCCGCCGGCAUCGACGCCGCCGCCGUCGAGUCGCCCCUCGGUGCCGCCAACGCAACAGCAACAGCAACAGCAACAGCAACAGCAACAGCAACAGCAACAGCAACAGCAACAGCAACAGCAGCCGGCGCCGGGGACUAGUGCAGGGCAGCGCGCGCCAACGGCGGCGGCGGGACUCGCCCCUGAUGACUCACCGCAGGCACGACCCACAUCCGUACCCGCACCCGCCCGCAGCAGCGGCGGUGCUACAGCCACCACCACCUCUGGCUCCACCUUCCCCACUGCCCUUGCCCCUGCCGCCGGAGCCAUUGGCGGCAGCGGCGGCAACAGAACCGCCGGGGCGGAAGGUCUCGGUGGCAGUAGCACGGCCGGCGGCGGCGGCCCCGACGGUUCCCCUCAGCCGCAGCGCCCGCCGCCGCAAGAGCAGCAGCAGCCACAGCGGCCGCAGCAACAGAAGCAACAGCAGCCGGAGCCGUCGCCGCCACAGGAGCAGCCACGCCAGCCCGCCGCCGCCGCCGAGCAACCGGACGCGGCGCGGCAGAUCCUGAACGAGCUACUGUUGAGCCGCGGCGGCGGCGGCGGCGGCGGCGGCAAUGCAGGCGGCGGCGGCGGCGGCGACGGUCCAGCCACCGGCGACAGUGACAUGGCAACUGCCGCCGCGCCGUCUGCUCUUCAUGGCGCUAUUGGCGCCGGCGCUGGCGCUUCUGGGCCGGCAGCGGCGGGCCCUGCGGGCAGUGGCGGCGGCGGCGGCAGCGGCGGCGGCGGCGGCGGCGGCCAGCUGCCGCCAAGCGGCGAGGCGGAGACGGCGCGGGGGACACUGCGGUGGCGGCUGGACUCGGCGGGUGGCGGCGAGCUGACGUGGGAUUUCAAGUCCCCAGACGCCCCGGCAAGCUCCCAACCGGAGCAGCCACAGCCCGGCGGCGGGCCGGCCGGAGCUACAGCCGGCGGCGGCGGCGGAGGCAGCCCUAGCGGCGGCAGCCCGAGCGGCACUCCUGCCGCUGCCACCCGCGACGCCGGAGCAGCCGGCACCGGCACCGCCACCGCCACCGGCGGCGCGGCCGCUCCCAGCCCUGCUACAGCCGCUACAGCCAGACCUGCCGCCGGUGGCGGCGGCACUGGCGGCGCCGACGGCGGCACUGCUGGUACCGGCCCCAUCGGCGGCAGUAGCGGCAGCGGUGGCAGUAGCAGCGCCCUCCCCGGCGGCGCCGCCGCCGCCACACCCUCCGGCAUCCCAUCAGGAGCGCGAGCAGGAGUCUUUGGUGCCCCUGGCGGCAGACUUGCUACAGCUCUGGGGCCGGGUGCUACUGCUGCUGCUGCGACGCAGCCUCAGCCUGCGGCAGGCGGCGCCGAUGCUGGUCCGGCUGCGCCACACCAGCCUGCGCCUGGUACGGUUGGCGGUGAUGCAGGCGACCGCGCCGGCAUGGGUGGAGCUGCACGUGCUGCCGCUGCGGCUGCGACUGGUCCAGCUGCAGAUGGCCCUCCUGGUUCGGCAGGUGGUGUUGCUGGCAUGGACGUGGAUGGUGGCGCCGGAUCAGCUGCUGGUGCUGGCGGCGGUGGCGGCGGCCUAGGGCUGCCCACCUCCCAGCUGCCGCCGCAGCCGCCGCAGCCGCCGCAGCCGCCUUCCACCGCCCUGGCGCCGCCGCUGCAGCUGUCCCGCGAGCCCUCCCUGGGCCACUACUUCGACCACUUGCUGCCACCAGCCGUAGGCGGCGGCGGCGGGGCGGCGGCCGCAGCAACAGGGGCAGUGGCAGCGGCGGCGGCGCCGCCACCGCCGCCCCUGGCGCCGCCGGCCUGGUCUGGUCUGGGGCUGGGACCGGGGCCGGGUCUGGGCCUGCCUUCUAGCGGCGGCGGGCCCGGCGGCGGUGCGGCUGCUGCUCCGGAGCCGCCGCCGCCGCCGCCACGGCCACCGCCGCCGUACGACAGCGGUACGACCUCGCCAACCGCUGGCUUUAUUGGUGGCGGCGGUGGUGCUGGAGGUAGAGUAGGAGGCGGCGUUGAUGGCGGCGGUGGCGGUGCAGAGGGAGGCGGUCGCAGUGGGGGCGGCGACGGUGCGCGCGGUGGUGCAGACGGAGGUGACGUGGAUGGGAGUGGCGGCAGUGGCGGCAGCGGUGGCGGCGGUAGUGUCGCCAGUGGCGGCGGCGGUAGCGGCAGUGGCGCCAGUCGGGCACUGUCCGCCUCCAUCCGGCACCCCGGCGGCACCACCAUCACGCUACAGCUGCCGCAGGGACAGCAACAGCAACAGCAACAGCAACAGCAACAGCAACAGCAACAGCGACAGCAACAGCAACAGCAACAGCAACAGCAACAGCAACAGCAACAGAACGCCGGCGGCGGCGGCGGCGGCGGCGGCGAUAAACCCACCGACACGGCGCUCGAGCCGCCGCCGCCACCGCCAUGCCAGGCGCUGCGGACCGGUGUGGCAGACAACAUGCACGACUUCGCACCGCCGCCGCCAGCCGCUACGGCGACGGGCUUUGCCGCCGGCGGCGUUCCGCCGCCGCCCCGGACGCCGCCGCCCUCUCCUAUGCUGGUGGACGGCGGCGGCGGUGCUGCUGGCGGCGGCGGCAGUGGGCCCGGCCCUGCCGGCGGCGGUGGCGGGGCUGGAGGUCCCGGUGGCGGUGCUGGGUACGUGCCGUCUUCGUCGCUCAUGCAGCAACAGCAGCUGCAGCAGCCACAACAAACGCAGCAACAACCGCAACCAAACCCCUUCAGCAGCACGGCGCCGCCGCCGCCGCCCGCCACCGCGCCAACCCCUGCACCCACGCCGCCAGCGGCUGCAACUUGGGCGGCGGCGGCGGCCCCGUUUCCGGCUACGCAGUUCCCGCCUGCGGCGCCCGCGCCCUGCACGUUGCUCAGCAGCUCUGCAGCUGACCCCUUUAUCGAGGCGCCAUCGGGUAGCAACACGCCUGUCGGAAUUGGGAGCGGCGGCGGGGCUGCGGGAGAGUGGGCAGGUGGUGUGCAGCAGCAUGUGUUUCAGCAGCCCCUGGCGGCGGGGAGUGGCGGGGGCGUUGGUGCCGGUGGUGGCGGCGAAAAGCGCGUUGACGGCGGCGGCGGCGGCGGCGGCGGCGCGUUCGUCCUGCCCUCGGCGGCGUUGGCGGCGGCGCUGUCGCCGGCGGAGGUGGCGGCAGUGCAGGCGGCGGCGGCGCUCAUGCAGCGCGGCGCCGACCCGGCGGUGGCGGGCCUGCCGCCACAGGCCGCCGCCAUCGCUCUGCAGGCGGCGGCGGCGGACCAGCAAGCCCUGGCGGCGGCCGCCGCCGCCGCCGCCGGCGCUGCCGGCGGUGCUGCUAGUGUCAAUGGUGCUGCUGGGGCGCAGUUGCCUCUGGCGGCCCCGUCUCCAGCGGCCCCGUCUUCAGCGGCUGCUUGGGGCGCAGCUCCUGCCGCCAUGGCGCCUGCGGCGGGCCCGCCUGCGUUCCUGCCAUCUGCUGCGGUGACGCCGCCUGGCUCGACGGCCGCAACAGGGCUGCUGCCGCCGGAGGCGGCGGCUGUGUACCCGGCGGCGGCAGAGGCGCCGCCGCCGCCGACCGCUUUCAGUGCACCCCAGCGGUAACAGGUAGGUAAAAUGCAGAGCGACGGACUGGACAACAUCGGAUGCGGCGGCGGAGCGGAGAGACGUCCGUACAUCAGUCCGCUGCUGUUGGUUGGGUGGUGGCCGCGCUGUUGUCCUUUCGACUGCAACCUCCUCGAACUCCUGGGCCGACGAUGUCGGGCGAUGUGGGGAUGGGUUAGGCAUUGAGUCGCUCGCGCGUGUGUUGAGGGCUGUGCCUAGGUGGUUGCGUGACACGGGACCGUGGCUGUGAGCCUGGCGGUAGACACUAGACAGCAAAGCAGCGGGCAAUUGUACACGCUUGACUAGCCGUUCAUUGGGGGCGUCGAGGCUGUCCCCUUUCCUCCCCUUCUCGUGAAAUGUCUGUGUGUGUGGACGCCAGAUGGCAGAUGCUACCAUGUGCGUGCUCGUUGAGUUGAUGGCAGUCGGAAACUACUCUGUGAGGCGCGCGUUCAUACGCUCCCCAUAUGAACUGCGACCAAGGGGGUGGGAAAUUUGGCAGACCCGGCCAAUCUAGGUA